Molecule: messenger RNA, 1821 nt
Organism: Sugiyamaella lignohabitans
Lineage: Eukaryota; Fungi; Ascomycota; Dipodascomycetes; Dipodascales; Trichomonascaceae
Exons: 1
Coding region: 1-1821 (606 amino acids)
Biological process (GO): mRNA export from nucleus; regulation of DNA-templated transcription elongation
Cellular component (GO): THO complex part of transcription export complex
Source: RefSeq, a predicted model, not a curated record
AUGUUCUUAGCUCGUGCGUUCCCUCUAAAUGAAAAGUCCGGUUUGAACAUGAGAGGAACAUUCAAUGUCGAAAAUGUGACGAUAUAUGAAUCAGCACCACCUGCUGUUCCUAAUUCUUUGGAGUCUUUAUCAAUGGAAGUCGAUGAGAAUCAACAAGAAGAGACGAUAAAGGAGACUGAGGAAGGCCAACUUGUGACGGGUGACCCUUCGACAGCUCCAGGAGAGGCUGAUAAGACUGCACCAUCUGGAGACGAAGUCAAUCCAAGUAUCCCCUCACAUAUACAAGAAUCUACACUAGAUAUGCCUAGUUCUACACCAUCGACACCAAUUCCAUCUGUACUUUCAACACCAUCUCCAGAAGACACUAAUUAUUCAGAUUUCUGGUCACUACAGUCCAUUUUAUCCAACCCAACAAUUUUAUUCACAAAUGAGAAGGAGAUGUCUCCUUUUAAGAGAAAAGUGAAAAAGGUGAUGGCCCUUUUCUUAGCAACAGAUGAAAAGAGUCAUACCUCACAUGACCCUAAACGGACAAGAAAUGGGUCUCAACACGAACAGGCCACAACUCACAAAAAGCCUAUUUCUCCUUCGAACCUUUCAAUGGAAUCUGAAAAGGCAUUUGUUCCUAAAUGGCUUACCAAACGAGAUUUGUUCGAACUUCAACUUAAAGAUGCUGCAUUUAGGAGGUCAUUUCUCGUUCAACUGUAUAUUAUAAGCGAUUUUCUACUCGGUCAGUCUUCAAGAGCUAAAGAAUUCUGGAAUUCUUUACCAGCUAGCAAUCGAAGUGUAAUGUUUCCAUAUGUGCUAAAGGGGUCAGAGAGGAAAUAUUUUUCAGAUCUAAAUCAAACUAUAAAGCAGCUUAUCAGCGAUGGUAGUUCAAAAAGUGAUCUUAAUAACCUUUUCGAAAAAACACUGACAACUACAAUUUUCCGUGAUCACAAUUGGCAAUAUUGGAAGCUGCGCAACUGUCCCUCUUUCGAAAAGCCUUCCCUGGAUGAGUCCUUGUACAGGGAUAUCUCAGAGAAAUUUACUAGUAAACAGCAACCUCGUAAAAAAUAUUGGUUUUCUAUGGGCACUGCAGCUUUAAGCAAAGCAUGGAAAAUUGAAACUGGGUUAGACAAACUGAAAGACCCUGAAAGAUAUGUUAUUCCAUCUGCAGUGGAAUACUAUGAAAAAAUAAAGAAAUUGCGCAACCCCGAUUCAUCUGAUGAUUUAGACAAUCAAAAGGACAAAGAGGAAAACUUGUCGUCUUUGACUUGGAGAGGUUUGCGAGCAGCUCGAGACCACGGUAUGUGGUCCAAAUUCAGUCAGGUUACUAAAGAAAGGGGAUUUUCAGGACUGUUUGGAGAGCCAGAUUCACAUGAUCAGGGGUCUGAAUUGACCCGAGCAAGUUUGACCCCAGAUUUUAUACCAAGUGCGAUCAAAGAAGAUGAACAGCAGACAGUAGUUGAUAAUGAUGAACCUAGCUCUAAAAUCACGGACAGUACAGAAGGACUCACUGCGGUUGAUGAUGCUAGUGCCAAUAGUACAGAAGAAUCUACUACCGGUUUGAGUGUCUUACCGAUACCAGAGAUCGUAUCAACUACGCCAUUAGGAGCGGAGGAUGGGGCUGGGACUCUUGUGUCAUCUGAAAAAAAUGUGGUUACUGAAUCAACAACCGCAAUCGUCGAGAUUUCUGUGGAGGGGGCACUAAAACGCACUGAACCAGAUGGUCAACCUGACACGUCUAAUGUUCCGGAGCCCAAUGACGAUAGUGAUAUUAACGAACCCCCUAAAAAACGAAGACGUAGUUCGCGAACUUCUGCCAAGCACAAUGAAGACUAA